This is a messenger RNA of Coffea arabica (coffee), 1446 nucleotides long. The record is from RefSeq and is a predicted model, not a curated record. Lineage: Eukaryota; Viridiplantae; Streptophyta; Magnoliopsida; Gentianales; Rubiaceae.
AUGCCUCCAUUGAUUGAUGAAGGUGAUGAUUCCGAGGUGGAGGUUGAGGCCACUACUGAACAUGUGGGUGUUGCUCUAGUAGCCCGUCUGGCUCUUGCAACCCAAGUCAAGAAAAUGGAUGAGGCCCAACGUGAUAACAUCUUCUACACACGAUGUCACGUCAAGGGAAGAGUAUGUAGCCUCAUCAUUGACGCGGGUAGUUGUACCAACGUGGCAAGUACUCUUAUGGUAGACCAUCUUUCCUUGCCUACGUUGAGGCACCCUAGCCCGUACCGCUUGCAAUGGCUCAACGAGAGUGGCGAUAUCAAAGUCACCAAGCAAGUGGUAGUGCCUUUCCGGAUUGGAAAGUAUGAGGACGAGGUCCUUUGCGACGUCGUUCCCAUGCAAGCUUCUCACAUUUUGUUGGGACGGCCAUGGCAAUAUGACAAGAAGACUACUCAUGAUGGCUUUACAAACAAGUAUUCCUUCUUGCACCACAACAAGAAGAUGACACUUGUCCCUCUCACACCUCAGCAGGUGCAUGAAGACCAACUGCGAUUGCAACAAGAGCAUGAACGAGAGUUCGCUAAGAAGUCAACCGAUUCUAAAGCAAUCAUUAAGGCACCAGUCGAGAGGACAUCUACCCCUGGAUCAUCUAGUCGCAUGGAGAAACGGCCCAACUUGCUUGCCAAGAACAGAGAAGUUCGCAAGUUACUUUUGUCUAAGCAAGUUGUCUAUGUUUUAUAUUGCAAAGAGGUGAUCUUACUUUCUCAUGAAGCACUCAAUGACUUACCUCCUGAAAUCUCCUCUUUAUUACAGGAAUUUGAGGACGUUUUUCCAGAUGAGAUCCCCAGUGGUCUACCACCACUUAGGGGGAUCGAGCACCAGAUCGACUUUAUUCCUGGAGCAUCCUUGCCGAACAGACCGGCCUACAAGAUGGGUCCUAAAGAGACUAAGGAGAUCCAGAAGCAAGUGGAUGAGCUCUUAGAGAAAGGUUGGGCUCAAGAGAGCAUGAGCCCAUGUGCAGUUCCCAUCAUCCUCGUUCCAAAGAAAGAGGGCACUUGGAGGAUGUGUAUGGACUGUCGCGCCAUCAACGCUAUCACAGUUAAGUAUCGUCACCCUAUACCCCGUUUAGAUGAUUUGUUUGAUGAAUUGUAUGGUGCAGUCAUAUUCACCAAGAUCGAUCUUAAGAGUGGCUACCAUCAAAUUCGAAUGAAGGAAGGGGACGAGUGGAAGACGGCCUUCAAGACUAAGUAUGGUCUGUAUGAAUGGUUAGUUAUGCCGUUUGGUUUGACUAACGCUCCGAGUACAUUUAUGCGCCUUAUGAAUCACGUGCUUCGUCCUUUCUUAGGCAAGUUUGUUGUUGUUUAUUUUGACGACAUUCUGAUCUACAACAAGAGUCCUGAGGAACAUGUAGUGCAUGUACGAGCUGUCCUUGAGAGUUCUCUCAAAGCUUCAUUGAAGCAC